Pocillopora verrucosa is the source of this 1450-nucleotide messenger RNA. Lineage: Eukaryota; Metazoa; Cnidaria; Anthozoa; Scleractinia; Pocilloporidae. The record is from RefSeq and is a predicted model, not a curated record.
AUGAAUUGCAUUGAUUUUACUCUAAGAAGAGGAUGCCAGCAGGAAACUCACUCCUCUUAUGUGGUCUACGAAGCACUUGAUGCACCUAAAGUUACUUGGAAUGCAGCAGUUAUUGCAAAUGACUCUGCCCUGGCAAGAAUUUCCAGUAUAGAACAGCUUUGUGACGUGCAACCCGAGUUAUCCCUCGAUUCUGCUUACUGGACUGCUCUAAAACUCAAUAGCAAUGGUUCGUUUCAAUGGGGGCGUGUACCUUAUAUCACAGCUCAGGUACCCUUAGAACUCCUGGAUAACACAACAUCAUUGGACCGUUGUUAUGCCAUAAGUAACUCUGCGAUGAAGCUGAAGUCGAUGGAUUGCAGCGUUAGACUUCCUGUUGUAGCCUCCUAUAUCGUUCCAGGUGAUUUAGAUCCGAAUGGUAUUAUGCCUAAUUAUACAGAUCAUUGCCUCCAAUAUCUGGCGUUACAAUAUUCCUGGUCUUGUGAAGAGCAUAAUAGUACAUUGGUCGGUAGCUGCCAAAUCGAGGACACUCUCCUGAACUGCUGUCAAAGCUAUUGUAGAGAAGGGAAUGAUAUUUACUUCAUAGAUAUGGGAUCAGGUUCGGAUACUAAGUUGAUAAAAGUGCCCAAAAGAAUUUCCACUGAUAUUGAAACGAGUUUUGAUACAAAUAACAACAGCAGUGAAAGCCAAUUGGUCAGGAUUAUUAUCACCCACAAAGUGUUUAAAGACGCAGGAAGGGUCAUCGCAGUAUUGUUGCACCGGAAGGCAAGUAAUGAAGACAGCCUUUGGACUUAUAACAGAAGCAGCUACAGAUUGAUCUCUGAUGUCGUGGGAGUUAAACUUGACCCUCCCCAGAAUGAAACUAUUCAAAAUAAAAUCAUCAUUCAUUUUAGUCACAACGAGACGGGCAUUGACCCAAAAGCUGUUGAAAGGAAAUGUGUCUUCUGGAUGGAGGAUUUCAGCUCGUCGAACGGUUCAUGGUCAACUGAUGGUUGCAUGGUACUGAAUGAUUCUUCGAUGCUAUCGACCGUUUGCAGUUGUAACCACCUCACGAAUUUCGCAGUUCUAAUGCAAUACAAGGACAUUGAGGAGGAUAGCAUUCCACCAGAGCACAGAAGGGCUUUGCUCAUCAUCACCUAUAUUGGUUGCUCCUUGUCCCUCUUUGGGGAAGUAAUGGUUAUCUUCUUCUAUGUGACAUUUAUGAAGAUCAGAGCCGAAGGAAUCCAAGUCAGGCUAAAUCUUUGCACAGCUCUGUUUCUUGCUCAACUGGUAUUUUUAUCCGGAAUCGAUGCCACGAGUAAUAAGUCCGUGUGCAUCUUAGUGGCUGUUUUACUCCAUUACUUCUAUCUGGCAGCGUUUGGGUGGAUGCUUCUGGAGGGAGUUUUCCUGUACGUAAUGAUUGUUGAGGUAUUCAACACAGUGGACAUGCGAUACCUCUAUUUCUUUGGCUGGG